AUGUCUUUUACCGGAACACAGCAAAAAUGCAAGGCUUGUGGGAAGACUGUUUACCCAGUGGAGCUUUUGUCGGCUGAUGGUAUUGAUUAUCACAAAUCUUGCUUCAAGUGUAGCCAUUGCAAAGGUACCCUUAAGUUGAGCAAUUACUCAUCAAUGGAAGGUGUGCUCUACUGCAAGCCUCACUUUGAGCAACUCUUCAAGGAGAGUGGAAAUUUCAACAAAAACUUCCAAUCACCUGCAAAGACUGCUGAGAAGUUAUCUCCAAUGCUGACAAAGUCACCAAGCAAAGCUGCUGGCAUGUUUUCGGGGACUCAAGAGAAAUGUGCUACUUGUGGCAAAACUGCUUAUCCUCUCGAGAAGGUAACAGUGGAGAAUGAAUCAUACCACAAGUCUUGUUUCAAAUGCUCCCAUGGAGGCUGUUCUUUAUCUCCAUCAAACUAUGCAGCAUUGGAGGGGAUUUUGUAUUGCAAGCAUCAUUUCUCACAGCUCUUCAAGGAGAAGGGGAGCUACAAUCAUCUCAUCAAGUCUGCAUCCAUUAAGCGAGCAUCAGCAGCAUCAGCAGCAGCAGCAACAGCAGCUGCAGCUUCUAUCCCAGAAGUUUGAAGUUUGAAACACCUACAAAUUCAUCAUCUUCAUCUUCUUACCAUUUUCCAACAAAGUUUUCGGCUUGUUUUUUGCUUGUGUUUGUCUUUUAUUGAGUAAGCUUUCCUUUCGACUUAUUGACUUCCUUUUGUUUGAUUGGCUGGUUCCAUGGGUGCCCAUAUUUAUCUAAACUUACUACUUCCUCUGUACUUGAAAUUUAGUUGUGACUUAUUUCUCAUACGCUCAAAACUCUCCUUUUUCUUGCGUGUUUCUUAUGGUUUCAAAGAUAUAAUCAUGGAAAAGGGGUAUCCAACAC
Lactuca saligna is the source of this 898-nucleotide messenger RNA. The record is from the annotation of a GenBank genome assembly. NCBI's taxonomy places the organism in Eukaryota, Viridiplantae, Streptophyta, Magnoliopsida, Asterales, Asteraceae.